This is a messenger RNA of Phoenix dactylifera (date palm), 1647 nucleotides long. Its product is annotated as UPF0481 protein At3g47200-like. The record is from RefSeq and is a predicted model, not a curated record. Lineage: Eukaryota; Viridiplantae; Streptophyta; Magnoliopsida; Arecales; Arecaceae.
CAGCAACGCAAACCCCCAGCUAAGCCAAGCAUCUUCAGAAUCCCCCAACACCUGCGAUUAGGACAUGAGCAUGCCUACGAGCCAGAGCUGGUCUCCAUUGGUCCUUACCAUCAUGGUAACCCCAGGCUUCAGGCUAUGGAGGAAAUCAAGUGGCAAAUACUAGGCCAUCUCUGGGAAACUUCGAAAGAUGACGUCCGCCGGUCUCUGCAAAUUAUGCAAGACAAGGAGGCGGAAGCCCGAAGCUACUACUCUGAAGUAAUCAACAUGAAAAGCCGCAGAUUUGCGGAGAUGCUGCUGCUGGAUGGCUACUUUAUUAUCCAACUAUUCACCCCCUGUGAGAAGAUGGCUGAGGAGCUCCGCGAUCUGUUGGACAACAGUGUUUAUCUUCAAUCCUCUCUCCAUCGAGAUUUGCUCCUGCUCGAAAACCAGCUUCCAUAUUUCAUCUUCAAUGUUCUUCUUAGCGUCCUAGACAUACAAGAGGUAUCGAGCGUCGCUAUUCAAAGAGUUUUUAUUAUAAAGUUGGACAUGAAGUUGCCGGGAUUAAUGGUACCAAGCGAGGACUCCAAGAUGGCUCAUCUUCUCGACUUGCUCCACCAGAGCAUUGCAUCACCCAAUCCACGGGUCGAAUGGGUCAUUGGGCUCAUCAUGGAGACCUCUGGUCCCCAGUCCCUGCAGCAAUCAAGAUCAAGAUCAAGGUGUCCCCUCAGUCUACAGUUCCUGCAGAGAUCAGGAUCAAGACCACCGUCCCCUGUUGGUGUCCCCUCCGCGACAGAGCUUGUGGAGGCUGGAGUCAAGAUCAAGGUGAGGAAAGAAGGUAACUUUCUAGACAUUUCAUUUGACAAAGAAAAUGGGUUGCUAGAAAUUCCAGCCAUCCGCGUCCAGGAUUCCACGAAUCUCAUCUUCCGAAACCUCAUCGCCUUGGAACAAUUCAACACGGAUUUCGGCAUGAAGAUCACCUGCUACUCCAUUUUCAUGGAUUCUAUCAUCGAUACUGAAAAAGAUGUGGCGUUGCUUCGCCAGGAGGGGAUCAUUUGCUGCCGUCAUGUCAAUGACAAGGACAUUGCACUUCUCUUCAAUGAGCUUUGCAAGGACAUUAUCUUUGUUGCCAGUCAGAAUUACUUUGAUCUAUUGUGCAUGGAAGUGAAUGAUUACUGCAACUCGAGGUGGAACAGAUGGCGGGCAAGACUAAUGCGUGAUUAUUUCAGCAAUCCAUGGGCAAUCCUCUCGGUGAUCGCAGCUGCUGUUCUCCUUGUCCUCACCAUUCUUCAAACGGUUUUCUCCGUUUUAAGUUAUACUCGGCAAAUCCAUAGCAGCGACAAGCCUCAUCAAUAAAUAAGAUUUUGAAGUGACGAUCUAAGAUCACCACAAUCAUCGAUAUCAAAAUAAGUGAGUUCGAAAGUAUAUGGUUAGCCUUUUGAUAGAAUAAAUUUUCCGAGCCAAUAGAGUAGAGUGGGUGGCACCUCCAUAGAGUAGGUCUAAGGUUCAAACUUAGCAGUAAGCUGUGAGUUGCCUAACUAAGAAUGUCAUGAAUUGAUCAUUGGAUGCCAAUUUACUUUUAAAUUUGGGUUGCUGUAAUUAAUUUGUUGCAGAAGUGUGAUAAUUCUUAACGAGUCAAAAAUAAUGGUUCAAUGGUGAUUCCUGUUCAAA